AUGCACAUCAUAUGCCGAAGAGGUAUCUAUCUUUCUAUAAAAUCUUUUUUUCAUUGGACACUUCUAUUCGAAAGUGCUUUCUACUUUCUCAUCCUGUGGACUCCUCUCAAUAUCAUAUGCUCACAAUUACAUUCUAGGAGAAGGCAUAGUUCCUUAAAAAACGGCGUCAGAAAUUCCUCUCCAACACAUUUGUUCGCUUUGGUAGGAGUUUCUUUUGCUAGAAUUAUACCAGAACUCUCGGCAAAUCAUAUUUUUAUGGCCUCCUUUCUGAGCUGGUUAGUGGCUCAGGUGGCUAAGUUAUUCACGAAUUGCUAUAGGAAAGGUAGAUGGGAACUUAAAGUUAUGUUUGAUAGUGGAGGAAUGCCCUCAUCACACACAAGUCUGGUUUUUAGUCUUACAACUGCUAUUGCUCUUCAAUAUGGUCUUGGUAGUCCCCUUUUCCCACUUUCUCUUGCAUUCAGCCUUAUUGUAGCUUAUGAUGCUGCAGGUGUACGUAGACAUGCAGGUAAGCAGGCAGAAGUUUUGAAUCGUAUUUUGGCGGACGUUUUUCAUGGUUCGCCUAUAAGUGAUACAAAACUGAAGGAAGUGCUUGGACACUCUCCUCUACAAGUCACGUGUGGUGCAGUAGUAGGAAUUUUAGUCGGGAGCUUUUAUAUGCUCCGCUUUGCCUGA
Bathycoccus prasinos is the source of this 672-nucleotide messenger RNA. It is a transcript of the gene PAP2, whose product is annotated as Phosphatidic acid Phosphatase-related protein. The record is from RefSeq and is a predicted model, not a curated record. NCBI's taxonomy places the organism in Eukaryota, Viridiplantae, Chlorophyta, Mamiellophyceae, Mamiellales, Bathycoccaceae. The transcript has a single exon. The coding region runs from base 1 to 672 and encodes 223 amino acids.